Messenger RNA from Selaginella moellendorffii, 2089 nucleotides. RefSeq names its product pentatricopeptide repeat-containing protein At3g63370, chloroplastic-like. Gene Ontology annotation, molecular function: protein binding; RNA binding. The transcript has a single exon. The record is from RefSeq and is a predicted model, not a curated record. The coding region runs from base 1 to 2037 and encodes 678 amino acids. NCBI's taxonomy places the organism in Eukaryota, Viridiplantae, Streptophyta, Lycopodiopsida, Selaginellales, Selaginellaceae. Gene Ontology annotation, cellular component: intracellular membrane-bounded organelle. Gene Ontology annotation, biological process: RNA modification.
AUGGCGUAUUUCGUGCCCCAUGCCGGUGUUUUCCAGGGCAAGCGCCGAGGAUUCCUCUACGAUUCGAUUCGUGCGCAGCAGCAGCAGCACGAGAUUGCGCUCCCCGCCUCGGAGGAUGUGGAAUUCAGCGAGAUCGAGAUCGCGCGCUACUCGGAGCUUCUCCGGCAAUGUAGCCGGACGAGGAACCUCGCGCAAGGUAAGCGCAUCCACUCCCAGCUCCGGGAGAGGGAGCAGGACCAGGGCACGUUUCUGGGAAAUCUUACAGUCCAGAUGUAUGGCAAAUGCGGGCAUUUGGACGACGCUCGCGCGGUGUUCGACAGAAUCCUCGAGAAGAAUCUCUACUCGUGGAGCAUCAUGAUCGCAGCCUACGUAGAGAAUGGGGAUUCCUGGCAGGCGCUGGGGAUCUUCCGGUGGAUGCAGCUGGAAGGGACCAAGCCGGACGAAGUGACGAUCAUAAGCUUGCUGCGAGCGUGCUGCGCGGUGAAAUCUCUGGCCGAAGGGGAGAAGCUCCACUCCGCGGUGCUGGAUUUGGAUCUAGAGCUCAACGCCAAGAUCGAGAACUCUCUCAUCGCGCUCUACGGCAAGUGUGGCAACAUCCAGUACGCGCGCUGGGUGUUUGACACCAUGGAGAAGAGGGACGUGGUUUCAUGGAACUCCAUCAUCGGAGCUUAUGCCCAGCUCGGGCAUCUCAAGCAGGCAGUGGAGCUCUACGUGGAGAUGCUCGAGCAGGGUCUCGAGGGCGACAGGAUCACCUUCGCCACCAUCUUCGGUGCUUGCUCCAAGAUCCAGGGGCUGGAAGAAGGGAAGAAUCUCCACGAGAAGCUCCAGGAGCUCGGGCUGGAUCUAAACGCCGUGGGAACUUCGCUCAUCAGCAUGUAUGGGCAGUGUGGAAGCGUGGAAGACGCGAGGCGGGUCUUCAACUCGAUGAAACACCGCAGCCCUGCGGUGUGGAACUCGAUGGUAGCGGCUUACUCCCAGAACGGCUACACGAAGAAGGCGCUCGAGCUCUACUGGAAGAUGGAAUUUGUAGGCGUGGAGAGGACCGAGAUCACGUAUGUUUCGGCUCUAGCAGCGUGUGCCAAGGCUGGUUUGCUCGAAGACGGACGAGAGAUCCAUGGUCACGUCGUCGUGAGCGGGCUUGAAUCCAGCGAAAGCAUCGGGGCGGGGCUGAUCAACAUGUAUAGCAAGUGUGGAAGUCUCGACAGCGCAAAGGCCGUCUUCGAAAGAGCUCCAUCCGAUAGUCUUCUCUUCUGGACGAGCAUGCUCUCGGCGUUCUCUCGGCACGGCCAGCUCAAGCAGGCACUGGUGAUCUUCCGGAGAAUGGACUUGGAAGGUAUCAAGCUGGAUCACGUCGCUCUAGCCGCGGCUCUCGGUGCCUGCUCGAGCCUCCCGGAGGUGAAUUCGCUCGACCGGCGAGCUUACUAUCUGGGAUACAGCAGCAGCUCCGCCGACGUCGCAAACUCGCUCAUCACUUCUUACGGGAGGUGUGGAAGCUUGGGCGAUGCCAGGAGAGUUUUCGAGGGGAUCCGGAGGAAGAACGUCGUGACAUGGACGACGAUGAUCACGGCGUGUGCUCGCAACGACAGCGCUCGAGAGGCGAUCGAUCUGUUCCGGAAGAUGGAGGAGACGGGGACGAGAGCCAACGAGGUGACUUACGUCGCUGUUCUAGCGGCCUGCUCGAACAUCAGGGACUUGGAUCGGGGGAAAGAAAUCCACGUCCAGGCCGUGGAGAAGAAGCUCGAUACGAACGUCAUCGUCGGGAACUCGCUCGUCCAGAUGUAUGGGAGCUGUGGCUGCUGCGCGGAGGCGAGAGAGGCUUUCGACAAGAUCGCGGUGAAGAACGCUGUGUCCUGGAGCGUGAUCGUGAGCGCGCUUUCCCAGAACGGGCGUGUGGAAGAGGCCAUUAGAUUUGCGAGAAGGAUGCUUCUCCAGGGAUUGAGAGACGCGAAGCUUGGCACCACCAUAGCCAAGGUUUUCGACGCUUGCGAAGGAGAGAAGGAGAAGCAAUGGUGUGUUAUAUUGAUGGAAGCUUUGUAAAGCUUUAAAGGUAAAAGGAAAGAUUAAUUAAGGGCUAAAGUAAGCCCAAAGA